AUGUCUUCCUACGCUGAUCUCCAGGUCAGUCUCUCACUCGAACGCAUUGUCUCUUUAUCCUCCGCACUAACGUAUGUAACGUAUGUGCCUCCCUUUCUGCAGCGCGAGCACGCCUCGUCGACGCCGUUCUCGCCCUUGAUCUCGCCCUCGGCCGCUCCACCGUUGGCCAUCGUCCUGCUCUCGAUUGCCUUUGUUUCUUCCUUCUAUUUUUCAACGUGAGUCCCCUUUGCACUGUAACACAAUCGCACCCACGCUGACAUCACACGAGCUCUCCUCUUCGAACCUGGCCUCGAUGACACGUCGACAUCACCCCGGCAGACUGAGACCGAGCAAGAUCCCUACAACCGAAAUCGGCUCGGCCCUCGUCGCGUCCGUACUGGGUGGUUUUGGACUCGUCUUUGCCUUCUGCGCUCUCGGCGUCAACAUUUGA
Messenger RNA from Microbotryum saponariae, 430 nucleotides. Lineage: Eukaryota; Fungi; Basidiomycota; Microbotryomycetes; Microbotryales; Microbotryaceae. The record is from the annotation of a GenBank genome assembly.